This is a messenger RNA of Colletotrichum orchidophilum, 1398 nucleotides long. RefSeq lists its product as uncharacterized. NCBI's taxonomy places the organism in Eukaryota, Fungi, Ascomycota, Sordariomycetes, Glomerellales, Glomerellaceae. Gene Ontology annotation, molecular function: transmembrane transporter activity. Bases 1 to 1398 code for a protein of 465 amino acids. Gene Ontology annotation, cellular component: membrane. Gene Ontology annotation, biological process: transmembrane transport. The record is from RefSeq and is a predicted model, not a curated record. The transcript has 5 exons.
AUGGCAAGCAUCAUUGUGACCGCAGCUGCACCAGCCAGUUCACCAGCUGAGAUACAGUCCCUGCCGAUUGCUUCUCAGCACGAUGAGGAAAAGGCCAGUCAAGCAGCUGCGACCGGUGAGCAGGGAACCAGAAAUGGUGCUUCCUCUGCCGACUCCGAAGAUGUUCACACUUUGCAACGAUGGAAUUCGCCCCCUAUCAACAAAUAUCGUACCGCGGCGACGUUUUGGUCUUUUGUGGUAGUAGGAAUGAACGACGGCUCAUAUGGUCUGGAAACCUACUACGAUCUAAAUCACACGGUGGUUUCUCUCAUCUUCCUUUCCCCUUUUGUGGGAUACGCCGUUGCAUCCGCCGUGAACAACCUCAUGCACGUUCACUUUGGUCAGAGAGGUGUAGCUUGUAUUGCUCCGUUAUGCCAUUUGAUUCCGUAUCUGACCUUCUCAUUUCAUCCGCCUUAUCCCGUUCUCGUUGCCCUAUUUGUCCUCGUAGGAAUGGGUAACGGAUUAGCAGAUGCCGCUUGGUGUUCCUUCAUAGGGCAAAUGGCGAACUCCCAUGAGAUGUCGGGCAUUUUACAGGCCUGCUACGCUCUCGGAGCCACCAUCGCUCCUCUGAUCGCCACAGCUCUCUCUGGUGAGGGUCAGCCGGGCUGGUUUGCGUUCUACUAUGUCAUGACUGCGGCCUCGGCAGUCGAACUCGUCACUUUAAUUGCUACAUUCUGGACCCAGACUGGCGCUGUGUACUUGGCUGAGAAUCCCACAGAGUCUGGAGGCAAGUCAGGCCGCACUCGUCAAGCGUUGAAGAACAAAUUAUCGUGGAUCUUUGCAUUCUUUGUUUUCGGAUAUUGCGGUGCUGAAGUUGCUCUUGGUGGAUGGAUAGUUGUCUUCAUGACUCGUAUCCGCGGCGCCACCUCGGUCACUGGCGGAGCAGUCGCAACCGGCUUUUGGGGCGGCAUGACGGUUGGUCGUCUCUUUCUGUCCUUGGUAACAAUUCGUCUUGGAGAAUUCUGGGCCAUGUUUGUUUACCUCGGCGUAACUAUUGCGUUCGAACUGGUGUUCUGGCUGGUGCCCAACCUAGUCGCGAGCGCAGUGGCGGCAGCACUGAUUGGUGUGGCCAUGGGCCCAAUGUAUCCAGUUGCAGUGGUUCUCAUCACCAAAGUCAUGCCUCGCUCACUUCAUGUCGGCACCAUUGGGUUCGCCGCCGCUUUUGGGGGUUCUGGCGGAGCGAUCUUGCCUUUUGCCGUGGGUGCCAUUGCACAGGCCAAGGGUGUUCAGACUCUUCAGCCGAUUGUGCUUGCCAUCUGUGUUGUACUUGGCCUUUUGUGGGUAUUGCUACCUCGCCAGCCAAGACAGAGCAAGGAAACGAGCGGAGAAGAUAGUUCAGGCCCUGCAUACGACACUUAG